GUGGACCGUUCUUGUUGUUUCUAGUCUGUUAUUUCUGGAUUUUCCUGCUCGUAUCGAGCCACUGGCAGUACUGCGGAGUGCAACGGCAACAGCUCUUAUCCGUUAUGAACAUGGAUAUACCUGAGGAAACUGUUCGUGUUGCAACGGUGAAAGUGGGUGUUGUGCUCAUGCAAUUCCCAGACGCAGCUGGAAGCAGUUGUGUCAUCAGAGAGGACGGCCGUACGGUGGACUACAUGUUGGGGGGGAAAGAGGAAUCGUCUUUUUCGUUUGAUCAGGCUGUGACUCUGGAAACACUAGAGCAAGUUGAGCCAGAGAUCCUGCAGCCUCUUGCCGAGCUGGUCUCCUGCGGUUACACUGGAACGCUGCUGAUUGGUGGAAUCCACAGGACUGGCAAAUCCGGCGUAUCGAUUGACGAUGACAUCAUCAAAUAUGUUCUGAAGAUGUUGUUCAGCCACAUUUCAAAGGUGAAAUCGACAACGUUCAAUGCAGUAUCCUUCGUUCAGUUCUAUCCAGAUGACAGCACUCUGGAUCUCCUGAACCCUGAAAGACACGAUCUAAACCCCUUUCAUCACCCUGUCCUCGGAUGCCUGGUGGACGGGGUGUGUGAGGUGACGGUGGGCUCGGCCGAGGAGGCGUACGCUCUGUACGAGACGGGCAGGAGGAGGCUGGCGGACACGGCCGCCCCCGUCUCCAGCAGGUGUAGCUUCCUGUUCUCGGUCCAAUCGGAGCGCGAGCUGAGCCUGGAGGGGGCGGAGCCAGGGUUCUGCCGGGGCCGCCUGCAGCUGGUGGGCCUGGCAGGGGGAGCGAGCCGGACGGACCUCAGAGGAGUCAGCCCACUGGUAAAGACUGUGGAGCAGAUGGAGCUUGGGACGCGAACCAGCAACCACCUCCUCCCCUUUCUCCUAACGGACGCCCUCAGAGAGAGCGGCAUGACGUGCCUUCUGUAUUGCAUCCCUCCGCAAGCUCUUCUGGAUACUGAGGUUCCUUCAGCCUUAGCUCUGGCCCAACGGGUGCAGGGUCUGGUAACCACGGCAACCUAUGGCCACUGGUGUCCAAGGGUUACGGAGCAAGAGCUACGACUUCAGAUGCAGGGGCUGAGGAAAACGAUGAUGUCACCAGAGGAACAAGAUAGGGACAACGCCCUCAGGCUCGCAGAGCUCAUCAAGAUCCUGCAGAUGGUGAAGGAUCAGUCAUGGGAGAAGAGGCUGGAAAUGUCUGAGAAGUUAAAGAACAAAAUCAAGGAAUGGAAAUCUGCAACAAACAAACGGCGCCCAUCUGGUGAUCGCGGUGCAGAUUACCAAGAGACCACGGAACAAAUUAAAUAUCUACAGGACCAGUUGAGGCAGGAAAUGAAGGCACAUACCACAGAGGGCAAAGGGAGCGUGGAACAAGUGCAGGAGAGGGUGACUCGUAUCCAACAGCUGAGAGAAUCCCUCGACGAUGAGAUGAAGAAGAGCGGAUCCGCAUCCGUGGAAAAAAUGGAUUCCUCUCAACCGCUGGAGUACGGCCGUGCACUGGAACGACGGAGACAAACCCAGGAGGACCAUGAAGAAUUAAUCCAGGAGGAGCUGGAGAAGAUGGAAGAAGAACUGAAGCAGGAAAAGGCUGACGGCGUCCAGCGGGAGCUGCUGGUGGUGGCGGGCGAGAGGCGGGUCCUCACGCUGCAGCUCGAGGCCCUGCGCGCUGGGGCCCGGCAGGCUGAGGUUGACCUGGAGGACCUGCACAGCCGUCACCUGGAGGACAUGCAGCGCUUCAGAGAGGAGAGCCUCCAGGUGUUUCAGGUGUUCCACCAGGUGAGCGAGGAGCAGAAGUGGACCAUGAAGGAGAGGUACCAGUCCCUCCUGGUGGAGGCUGUCCAGGACGCAGUCUACCUCUCUGCUCAGAACCAGCAGCUCAAAGAGGAGAACCAGACGCACCGCGUGGCUCUAGGUGAACUGAAGGAUUCCCUGGCAACAAGAGGUGACCCAAUGGCUGAGUUUGCAUCUCCAUCAUAAUAAAGAAUUAGAUAAAAGCGCAAAAUAUUUUUAUUGAGUCAUUGAUAGGUUACAAUUACAUUUUCCGUAACAAAUUGCACUGCAUGUUCGACAACUUGGCAAAGGAGACAAAAUAGUGAAAAGGCAAAACUUUUAGAUAUUGGCAGCUGAUCAUUGCUUUACCUCUUGUGAGGCAAUGACUGCAAUUAUUAUAAUA
This is a messenger RNA of Gadus chalcogrammus (walleye pollock), 2190 nucleotides long. Its product is annotated as kinesin-like protein KIF15. The record is from RefSeq and is a predicted model, not a curated record. The coding region runs from base 105 to 1994 and encodes 629 amino acids. Gene Ontology annotation, molecular function: microtubule motor activity; microtubule binding; ATP binding. The transcript is spliced from 19 exons. NCBI's taxonomy places the organism in Eukaryota, Metazoa, Chordata, Actinopteri, Gadiformes, Gadidae. Gene Ontology annotation, biological process: microtubule-based movement.